This is a messenger RNA of Serendipita indica DSM 11827, 834 nucleotides long. The record is from the annotation of a GenBank genome assembly. NCBI's taxonomy places the organism in Eukaryota, Fungi, Basidiomycota, Agaricomycetes, Sebacinales, Serendipitaceae.
AUGUCUUAUUACAACAGAGACGACGAAAAUAUUUCAGAUAACCGUCGCCGCCAUAACGAGUACGGUUCAGGUAGACGAGAUGAAGGAAACGUCGAGACGGGUGGAUACGGUCGUGAAUCUCAGCAGUAUUCCGGCGGAAGACAGCACGGACGCGACGAAUACGGCGGUGGUAGGAAGGACGACUACGAGUCUACAACCUUCAAUCAACCUGCACACAAUUAUAACCAGUCUCAUCACGCGGGCUCAGGCCGUCACGAUGAAUAUGGAUCCGGCAGUAAUAGGCGCGAUGAUGAUGAGCGAGGCCAUAACCGUCGAGAUGAGGGAGGUUAUUCUGGAAUGGGCGGCGGACGCUCAUCCGUUGGCCAAGGAGAGACUUAUGUCGGUCUUGGAAACCGUGGUGGUGACGAUAGGAGGCAUACAUCAGACGCCUAUGGAGGUGAAGGUUUCACGCAAGGCGACUCGUAUGGGAGAGAAUCCAACUCGAACACUCACUCUGGAGGAGGAUAUUCAGCAAUGGGAAACAACAGUGGCUCUGGACAUGAUGCCUACGGAUCUGGUCAUUCGAGCUCCAAUUACCAAGCCGGCAAUCCCAGCUCAAGCAACACGACAAAAGGCACCGAGGAUGUCUAUGUAGCAGGAAGCGGCGACAAAUGGAAGCCUGGACAGGAAAUGUCUUUCCCUGCAGCUGAGGCUGAGCCGGAGAAGAAUCCCUAUGCGUCCCAAGCAACGCAGUAUGCUGGUGAUACGCAAAACUUGGUCAAGCAAGGAAUCAAGGAUGCCGAACAGUGGGCCGUUAACAAGGCGAAGGAAAUGUUUAAUGGCAACAAGAAGUGA